CCCCAGGUCCAGCUGUCCUUCGGGGUCUGGCUUGGGCCCGGGGGUCCGGAGGAGCCCCUCCCCCCCCCCGCCUCUCCCCCGAUUUGUGGGAGGAAAUUGGGGGGUUAAAAUGUAGGCGGGGGGUGCGGCUUCCUGGGCGGCCCCGGGCGGGACGGGCCGGUGACCGGUGUCCGGAGAGGGAUGGAGGGUCCCGAGAGGCCGGUGGCGCGGUUGGCAGAUAACAUACUGCAGGAACUUCAAGACAAUUUUCAAGCUCUGACGGAAACAUUAACUGAGAGAAUGGAAGAAAUGGGUGGUCGAAUCACUGACUUACAGAAGAAUGUGUCCGUCCUGAUGAUACAGGCUGGAAUCGACCCCAGCGGUGAAGAAGCCAGUGUGACUCCUUGCCCCGGCAGCCGGCAAGGUCGGUGGCAGUCCGGUGGCUUUUACGGCCCCUAAUGGGAAGAUAGGAUCCGCUCAUCUGUGGUCUGCAAGAAACGUCUCCCUUGGAUGACCAACCCUGUGCUUGGCGACUCCCGGUGCCCGCUGAUUUAUCUCCUCGCGGAGUCCGGUGGUGUCUCUUCACUUGGGAAGCCGUUGAAAUCGCCCGGGCCACGGAGUUUGGUCAACAAGCUGGUUUUAAAAUAGCGCGUAAGGUGGAAAUUAAAUUUCAGAACCAUUUC
Molecule: messenger RNA, 662 nt
Organism: Ornithorhynchus anatinus (platypus)
Lineage: Eukaryota; Metazoa; Chordata; Mammalia; Monotremata; Ornithorhynchidae
Gene: HSBP1L1
Product: heat shock factor binding protein 1 like 1
Exons: 3
Coding region: 181-438 (85 amino acids)
Biological process (GO): cellular heat acclimation
Cellular component (GO): nucleus; cytosol
Molecular function (GO): transcription corepressor activity
Source: RefSeq, a predicted model, not a curated record